CGACAUAAGUAGUUUUGCGCAUCAGCUGGCGGUGGGUGGCAUGUCGAAAAAAAAAAACAUAAAAGAAUCCCCGCAUAAAUUAGUGUCCUUUUCACUGUCGUAAAAUAACGUGUAAUUUAUGCAUUUUCUCAAGCGGUUUACAAUAUCCGGAAAGUCGCGAUUGAAACAGUGCCAAACAGGUGUGAAUCUGUAGAAAAAAGUCGUGUAGUUGCGGAAGACGUUGAAGAAGAAUAAUUGUUUGCGUGGGUGAGGGACGCCGCCAAGGACGAAUUCGUACGAAUAUUUCGUGGCGUGCAUUUUCGCUUGCUGGUAGUGUUUCGAUGUUCGAGUUUUCCUUCCACCUCUUCCUGGCGGUGAUUCUGGUUCUGGGGAGCGUUUGGUGCGCCGGGCGGUACUUCCUGCGGGAAGAUGUGGUCUACAUUCCGGACGGCAAGCGGCGUCACGCGUGGAAGUCCGUCAAGUUUCAAAAUCGGCCCUGCUUCUGUUCGAUAUGCGAAAUGAUGAUGUCCUCGAAUGGGGUCUUCUGCGAGAACUGCGGAGUUUGCUCGGACAAUGGGUGCGUCCGGAAGGCGGAUGUGGAGUUCCGGUGUAAGGAGUUGCGCAUCCGGAGCCGAGCCGACGACGGGAAAGAGAGCAGGCAUCUGUGGAUAAAGGGGAAUCUGCCACUGGGAUCGGAAUGCUGUGUUUGUGCGGAGGACAUUGAUCAGCUCAGUGAACCUGGGCUGUAUGGCCAGAGGUGCGCCUGGUGCCAAAGAGCAGCGCACGAUAAAUGUUUCAGCGAGGUGUCCAAGACGUUGUGCGACUUUGGCGAGUUCAAAAGCAUGAUAUUCCCACCCAAGUGCAUUCUGGCCUCACGCUCCAAAGGGGCUCCGAAGGUGCACUUGACCGGAAUCAUUCCGCCGGAGUGGAAGGAUCAAUGGAAACCGCUCAUUGUGGUUGCUAAUUCCAAAUCCGGAAGCAGCGGAUCGCUGGAAGUGGUGGCAUCAAUGCGCGGAAUCCUACACCCACUGCAGGUGUUUGAGCUGGAAUCACACGGUCCCCAGGAGGCGCUUCAGUGGGCAAUCUACGCGGCGCCGGCAACGUGUCGAAUUUUGGUAGCCGGAGGUGACGGCACAGUCGGAUGGGUUCUGAACACGUUGCUCCAGAUGAAGGUGGAACCCCUGCCGGAAGUGGCCAUUCUACCGCUCGGAACCGGUAACGAUCUUUCCCGAGUGCUUGGCUGGGGAGCUGAGGGCCCGGACACCUUCAAUGCGAUUGAAUAUCUCCGGAAGAUCGAAAAGGCGGAACCGGUACAGCUGGAUCGGUGGUUAAUGGAGAUUUCGGUGGUACAUCAGAGUCGGUUUCACGUUCCUCGCUUCCAUUAUCGGAGAAGCGUCUUUGUCUACAAUUAUUUUAGCAUUGGCGUUGACGCACUCGUGACCUUGAAUUUCCACAAAGCGAGAGAUAGUUCGUAUUAUUUAUUUAGCAGCAGAUUUAUAAACAAGGCUUUAUAUUUGUGCUACGGUACGCACCAGGUGGUUCAACAGGAUUGUGUUGAGCUGGAGAAAAAGGUGGAACUGUACCUAGAUGACGUCAAAAUUGAACUACCGGAACUGCAAUCCAUCGUCGUACUUAACAUCGAUUCCUGGGGAGCCGGAGUGAAACUAUGGGAGAUGAGCAAGGACUCGCCGACCCACGGGGGCAGUAGCAUGCGCGAGGUCCACAGCAUUUCCGACGGCAUUGUGGAGGUGUUCGGCGUGGUGUCAUCGUUCCACAUUGCUCAACUGCAGGUUGGCUUGAGCAGACCCGUUCGGCUGGGACAGGCCCGCCGUGUGAGGAUCCGGUUGCACGGAACGCUCCCGGUGCAGGCCGAUGGGGAACCGUGGAUGCAGGCGCCCUGUGAUAUUAACAUUGGCCACUGCGGCCAGGCUACGAUGCUACGCAACGUUGUUAGCCAAUGAGCAGAAGGGUGGGGAUACGACGAAACGAAGGGUAAGUACCUACCCGUUAAGUCAAACCAUCACGAUAUUCAACUUAAUCGAACCCACGAAUCUUUAGUCAGUCUCACCGAAGAAUACAUAGUUACAUUAUAGAGAGAAGCUUAAUAUACUAUAACCCUUCCUAAUAAUACAAACUGCCCCGUAAAAGAGGCAUUCGUUGAAACCAGGACUUUAAAUUGAUGAAGAUUUAUUUGAACGAACAAUACUAAGCUUUUAGUUGCCAGCAUUAUCACUGUACUGUUAAUUAGAUGGUAAGUUGCAAACGGGAAUUGUGAAACGAGGAAUCUCAACCAUGGCGAAUCAAGAUAUUAUACUAUUGUGUGGAAUUACUAUGUGUACUAAUCUGAAAAAGAUCUGAUAACAGCGUGCAUUUCGCAAUGUGCAUUUUUACUUGUUGUUACGAACCAACGGCGUCGGACUAUUUAUAUCUGUAUUUGUAUUUAUAAAUUAUAUGCAAUAGACAAAUUUAUCAAAGAAUACCAAAUUGAAUAAAAACUCCAGAUACAUA
Messenger RNA from Aedes aegypti (yellow fever mosquito), 2487 nucleotides. RefSeq names its product diacylglycerol kinase epsilon (gene Dgkepsilon). The record is from RefSeq and is a predicted model, not a curated record. The transcript has 4 exons. NCBI's taxonomy places the organism in Eukaryota, Metazoa, Arthropoda, Insecta, Diptera, Culicidae. Bases 321 to 1940 code for a protein of 539 amino acids. Gene Ontology annotation, molecular function: ATP-dependent diacylglycerol kinase activity.